Messenger RNA from Cylas formicarius (sweet potato weevil), 722 nucleotides. RefSeq lists its product as uncharacterized. Bases 1 to 678 code for a protein of 225 amino acids. The record is from RefSeq and is a predicted model, not a curated record. The transcript is spliced from 4 exons. NCBI's taxonomy places the organism in Eukaryota, Metazoa, Arthropoda, Insecta, Coleoptera, Brentidae.
AUGUUUAGACUCCAACGCCGCCAAACCCUUGGGAGGGUAUUCGAGAGGCGAACCAAACAGGAGCGGCUUGCAUCGCAACUGCGCAUUUUCCUAGAGACCCUGAGCCUAGAGAGGAGAACGAAGACUGUUUGUACAUCAACGUGUACACCCCAGCCCACAAGAUCGCAGAAAAGUUGCCGGUACUCUUUCGAUACGGAAAUUUUGGGAAACGCCGGUUUGAAAGAUCAGCUGUUUGCCUUGAAUUGGACCAAAGGAAAUAUCGGAUCCUUUGGUGGAGACCCAGACAAAAUUACCAUAUUUGGGCAAAGCGCAGGUGGAGGAUCUGUCGGUUUUCACCUUACGAAUAAAAAAUCCGCAGGUGCUGGAAAGGUAGCCCACGCAGACGAAUUAGCUUAUCUCUUCAAGAUAUCUACAUUUCCUAUAACUACCGACGCCGAUUUAUUGACGAGACAAAGGAUGGUACGCCUCUGGGCUAACUUUGCCAAAACACUCAAUCCCACCCCUGAUCAAUCAGACCCGAUAUUGAACAUCACGUGGCCCCAAGUGAAUCCAAACGACAUCCGCUAUCUCGAUAUCGACACAGGUUUGACAGUAAAACCAAAUAGGAAAGUUAAAGAGUACGCUAUGUGGAACCGCGUCUUCUAUAAAUAUGGAACCCAGCCUUUUACAGGUUUUUGAUGAAGUUUUUAAAUGUUGAAUAAAAUUCCUUUGAGUUUUAUUGA